Didymosphaeria variabile is the source of this 510-nucleotide messenger RNA. RefSeq lists its product as uncharacterized. The record is from RefSeq and is a predicted model, not a curated record. Gene Ontology annotation, cellular component: membrane. The coding region runs from base 1 to 510 and encodes 169 amino acids. The transcript has a single exon. Lineage: Eukaryota; Fungi; Ascomycota; Dothideomycetes; Pleosporales; Didymosphaeriaceae.
AUGGCCUCAGGCUUCAACUCCACGGGGCUCAACUACCCCCUCCUCGCCAUCCCCGCCUACUACGUCUUCUCCGUCACGCCCCACAUCUACGCGAUGAACCUCCUCAAGUCCGCCGGCUACAAAGUCAACAACACGAACCCCAAAGCCUCGCUAUCGCCCGCCAACGUGCAGGGCAAGGUUCCCGACGCCGUGUUCGGCAAGUACCAGCGCGCCGAGAACGCGCAAAACAACAACCUUGAGCAGCUGCCCCUCUUCGCUGCUGCUGUCCUUGCGUCGAUCCUGGCGGAGCGCGUCGCUGGCCCGAGCGUGAAGAUUGGUGGAACGAGCGAGCUGGAUCCGACGGGUUUGACCAUGUUCGUGGGCGCGUGGUUCGCGAUCAGGGCUGCCUACAACGUCGCGUACAUCUCCAUUGACGAACACUCGAAGAGUUUCGCCAGGAGCGGGCUGUGGGCAACGGGCAGCGGGCUGGCGAUAUACCAGAUCUUCAAGGCGGCGCAGAUCUUGGGUUAA